AUGAGUGCUGAUAAUGUAAGUUCAAUAGAUCCUGAAAAGGAGAGAAUUUCACGAGAAAGAAGGGAGAAAUUAGCUAAAUGGAGAGCUAAGAAAGCUUUAAUGGAUAGUCAAAAUGAAUUAAAGAAAGAGACUGUGCCAUUAGAGGUUAAAAAUUCGAAGAUUACUAACAAUGAAAAUGACAGUACUAGCAGAUCAAAACUUUUAGAAAGACAACAUAAAUUGCAAGAAUGGAAGAGGAAGAAACGUGAACGGGAGGAAGAACAGUUGAUAAAAGAACAAGAGAAUACAAAGGAGACAUCUUCCCACUCGAAGAAGAAGAAUAAGAAGCAGAACAGAGGAUCUCAGAAAAGACAGAUAACCUUUGAUGAUAGUGAUGAUGAGACUACGGGUGAAAGUAAAGAUUCUUUUGAUAAAUCUGAAAUAGUAGUUGAAAAGUCAGAUAUGAGUGGUUCUAAAAAUAAUAACGAAGAUGAUCCUUUGGAAGCGUAUAUGAAGAGCCUUGUUAACGGAGGACAACCUUUAAAUCAUAAAAUUGGGGAAAAUAUACUUGAUGAGGAUGGGGAUGAUAAUUCUAUUGAAGAGGAUGACGAAUUUAGUAACUCUGAAUCUGAUGAAGAAUCCUCAAGAUACAAAAGAAUAUCUAAAGCCAAAGCUAAAAAGAAAGUCAAAGAGAUUAAAUUUACAAUCAAGGACUUAGAGCCAUUCCCAAAAUCAUUUUAUUCAGAGCCUGAUGAAGUUAAGUUGAUGACAGAUGAUGAGGUAGAAGAAAUGAGAUUGAGUUUGGGAGGGAUAAAAGUUAAAGGAAAACAUUGCCCUAAGUUAAUUACUAGAUGGUCACAAUUAGGUUUGCCCACUGAUAUUAUGAACUUGAUAACAAAAGAACUCAAAUAUGAUGAACCCACUGCUAUUCAAUCUCAAGCAAUACCCGCUAUAAUGUCUGGACGUGAUCUCAUUGGUAUUUCAAAAACAGGUUCAGGGAAGACUAUUUCUUAUAUUCUGCCUAUGCUGCGACAAAUAAAAGCCCAAAGAACUUUAUCAAAAAAUGAAACAGGUCCAUUGGGAUUGAUUUUGGCUCCUACUCGUGAAUUAGCAUUGCAAAUUAAUGAAGAAGUAGAAAAAUUUACCAAACAAGAUCGAUCAAUAAGAACAAUUUGUUGUACAGGUGGCUCUGAAAUGAAAAAACAAAUUAAUGACUUAAAAAGAGGUGUAGAGAUAGUUGUAGCAACUCCUGGCCGUUUGAUAGAUAUUUUAACUUUGAAUUCUGGUAAGCUUAUAAGUACUAAAAGAAUUACUUUUGUUGUUAUGGAUGAAGCUGAUAGACUAUUUGAUAUGGGAUUUGAACCACAAAUAACACAGAUUAUGAAAACUGUAAGACCUGAUAAGCAAUGUGUACUUUUUAGCGCCACUUUUCCUAACAAGCUUCGAAGUUUUGCUGCAAGAAUUCUUACUGAUCCUUUGACAGUAACGAUCAACUCAAAUAAUUUGGUUAACGAAAACGUCAAUCAAUCCUUUUAUAUUGAAGAUAAUGAGAAUGAUAAGUUUAACAGAUUGGUCAACAUUUUGGAUGGAUUUUACAAAGUAAACAAAAAUAUAACAUCAAAUUCUGAAGAAAGGGAAAUUGACGAAGAAGUGUCUGAUAAAAAGAUAAUUAUAUUCGUAUCAAGCCAACAAUUUUGUGAUUUAUUAUAUUCUAAGUUAGAGAAUUUUGGAUAUUUCCCAUAUACAAUACAUGCUGGGAAACCAUACCAGGAAAGAGUAAUGAACCUAGAGAAAUUCAAAACCACUACUAAUAGCAUCUUAUUGUGUACUGAAGUACUAUCUCGUGGAUUAAAUGUACCAGAAGUUUCAUUAGUUAUAAUCUAUAAUGCUGCAAAGACUUUUGCUCAGUAUGUUCAUACCACAGGGAGAACAGCUCGUGGUACACAUAAAGGUGAUGCCAUUACAUUGCUUUUGCCAGAUGAAUUAGCGGCUGCAUAUAUUUUGAAGAGAGCACUUAGGGAAAGAGAAUUAUCAUCAAUUGAUCCACAAAUGGUGGAAGAUAUGAAACAGAUGAGUGAAAGAUUUGAGUCUGGUAUGAAGGAAGGGAAAUAUAAGCUUUCUAAAGGUUUUGGUGGUAAAGGUUUAGAUAAUUUAGAUACCAAAAGGGAAGAAAAACAGCAAGAAGAGAAACAUAAGCUAGAUAAAAUAGAAAAUGAUGAAAGUACACCAAGUACAAGCUAUAAGACAACAGAUAAUGCAUCAUCCAGUUCAGAAGUAGAUUCUGUUACAAUACCAAAAUUGGAAUUCACGAUAGACCGUGAUAAAAAUAUUGAUAGCACUAUUUCAUUUACUGCCAUAGUAAAUGUAAAUGAUCUUCCUCAACUUGUUAGAUGGGAAGCAACUAAAAACACCACCUUAAUGUUUAUUAAACAUGAAACAGGUUGUAGUAUUACAAACAAGGGUAAAUAUUAUCCUGAAGGCAAAGGUCCUACUUCAAAUAAAGAUCAGCCAAAAUUAUACUUACAAAUUGAAGGGAAGGAAGAGAAAGAUGUAUUAUUAAGUAUCGAAUUAUUAGAACAAAAGGUUAGAGAAGGUAUCAAAAAAGUUGAAUACCAAUCCAUAAAGAGCACUAAAUAUUGA
Vanderwaltozyma polyspora DSM 70294 is the source of this 2619-nucleotide messenger RNA. It is a transcript of the gene PRP5, whose product is annotated as DEAD-box RNA helicase PRP5. Gene Ontology annotation, biological process: mRNA splicing, via spliceosome. The record is from RefSeq and is a predicted model, not a curated record. Gene Ontology annotation, molecular function: RNA helicase activity; ATP binding; nucleic acid binding. NCBI's taxonomy places the organism in Eukaryota, Fungi, Ascomycota, Saccharomycetes, Saccharomycetales, Saccharomycetaceae. Gene Ontology annotation, cellular component: nucleus. Bases 1 to 2619 code for a protein of 872 amino acids. The transcript has a single exon.